Messenger RNA from Dreissena polymorpha, 5130 nucleotides. Its product is annotated as cell adhesion molecule 2-like. The coding region runs from base 83 to 1678 and encodes 531 amino acids. The record is from RefSeq and is a predicted model, not a curated record. The transcript has 9 exons. NCBI's taxonomy places the organism in Eukaryota, Metazoa, Mollusca, Bivalvia, Myida, Dreissenidae.
GUCAUGGCGGAUGCUAGAGGAAGUCAUUGACUAUCUGUGACUCAAAAGUGAUAUUUUCCGCAAAUAUUUCGAUAAAAUCAAAAUGAAAAUGGAUAUUUCUAAAUCAUCUUUUAUUGUAGUUGUAUUAAUGUUGAUUACAAAUGAAGGUUCUUGUCAGACUCUUCAGUGUGGUCAGUCUGAUGUACCAACAUUGGGUCAGCCCUUUGAGUUAUACUGUACCCUGCCUGGACAGGCAGAAUAUUAUUAUACUGUUAUAUUAAAGAAAACCUCAGUUAACUUUAUGCAGAUUCCAACUUUUGCUGUUAAUGUUAACGCAACAUUUUAUGACACUGUUGUGGGUCCACGCCUCAGUGCCGUGGUGUCAGUGACUCCAGGAGUCAGCAGGACGGUGACAGUGAAAUUCAGCCUGCUGGAGUGCAUUGACAACGGAGUUUAUAAUUGGGAAAUAAAAAUCUUCACAACAGAAGAGAAAAUACUGUCGUCACAACCACAGACAAUAGAUAUCAAAGUUGCUCCGCAGUUCGGAAGUGAAGAUAGAAACAACAUAACAUUUUCCCCUGCAACAAAUCUAGUAGAAGGUGACACAGUUACCUUCACAUGUCAAGGGGAUGUUGGGAAUACCCCAGUUGGCAAUCUGUCUUGGUUCUACUAUCUUAAUGGAAGCACAACAGCAGAGGAUGUUUCUAACAAGGCUACAGCUGGAGCUCCACAGAAUUCUACUGUUGCUGGGAGAACAUGUUCCAAAACUAGAUUGUCAACACUCACCUUGACCCUUACCAAAGACAUGCACUGGUUUGUGGUGAGGUGUACAGUGAACCAGGAUCAGCCGUUCAACGCAGUAGGUCAAGGAUACAAAAUGACACAGCAGAUUGCUGUAAUGUACAAACCAACGAUCAGUAGCCUGAGAAAGGUUCCAGAUGCCAGUCAGUACACAGAUGGAGAUCCGUCACUUACCUUGUCAUGCACAGCCACAUCCAAUCCAGCACCAGAAUACUACUGGACAUAUGAGUCUAACAACACCAAUAGGACCCAGUUGGGUGUGGGAAACCAGCUGGUGCUCCGAAACCUGACCUUGAACAGCAAAGGGGUCUACACGUGUGUUGCGUACAAUCUGAUCAAGGGUGUUAACCAAACAACUAAUGCAAGCACAGAAAUACUUGUAGUGGAGAGGACGACGCCCGCGCCCACAACAACAACAACAACCCCUUCCACCGCAGGUACACGGCCCGCCACAGAGGCACCGUCAACAAAGCCAAGUACAGGUGGCGAGUCAGACACUAACACUGGAGCCAUAAUAGGAGGUGUCGUUGGAGGAUGUGCAGCCCUCAUUAUCAUCAUCAUUAUUAUCGUGUGCUGUAUUCGCAAGAAUAAAAAACCCAAAGAGAUUGAAGAACCAUCAGAAAAACCUAGAAAUAAUCAAGGUCUUAAUACAUUUGGUAACAGGCCGGACCUGGUCUCCUCUGAGAACAACCUGCGCAACAACAUGGCUCUCAACUCCAGCUUCAACAACUCUUUUGACAGCACUGACCACAUUAAACAACGUGAUGAUGGCUUGACCUACAUAGAUCUGCAGUUUGACAACAAGCCAGGCAGUCGACGACCGAUACAGCUUUACGAUAACAACAGCGGCGGCACACAGUACGCUGACAUUAACCUUGGGAGCCUGCCUCGAGUAUAGCGGACAUGAGCGGAAACUUUACGUUGACCUUGUUUUAACUGAAUGUGACACAAGAUUUGAAAAAGUUUUAAUUAUUAAAUUGUAAAAUGUUUUACUUACUUCUUACUGAUUACUAAAUCAGUGUCUAGAAUUUGUUGAAACGCCAGUAUUUACUAUUUUCACAAUGGUUUGCAUUGUUAAUGGUCUAAUGAAGGGAAUUUCUUUCUGUUGUUAUAAUGGUAUGAAUGCUGAAAGAUCUGACCAUUGAUGUUAGUUAUCUGAAUAUGGUCAUUUCAUACUGACAUGUAGACAUAGUGGAUUUGUGUGCAAGACAAGAAAAAAAUUGCUUUACACUUAAGUGUUUGUUUCGUCAAGAAGUUGCUAGUUAAGUGUCACAUUGUAGAGCCUUUUUGUUCCAAAUAUUAUUAAGUGGUGUAAAGUAGUAACAGGACUUUUAUAAAAGUCUGAUUUAGCAGACAAAAUUUGCUUUUUUAUUUUAAAUGUUUGUUUUUGUUCAUUUAUUUUGACAGAAUUGUUCAGUUAUCUCAACAUUUUCUCAUUUUAUUACACAUAUCCAAAUGUACCUGUCAUCAUGAAUAAUGUUUUAUAGUAAGGGUUGUCCAUUUGUUGUUUAAAAAUUCAUCAUUGCAAAACAUUCCAGUUCUCUCAUUAAAAUGUUAUUUAUAAUUUUCCCAGCACAGGUUAUCUUCAAAUCGAAUUUUUCUAGGCAUUAAAAAUUGUGUUCAUUUUGAUGUGACUGCAUGAAAUGAAACAGUUAUACCCAGUUUUUAAUGCUUUGCAGCUUUGAAUCUUUAUGUCUUUUUCAACUUCCAUUUGUAAUGAAUGUUUAAAAUCAUACAUGUUUUCAUGAUUCUUUUUGUUAGAAAAUAUAAAUAAUCAGAUAGGAGACAGGUUACGAAAGUUUUCUGUAGAAAAUAUAUAAUAUUCAGAUAGGAGACAGGUUACGAAAGUUUUCUUUUUAAAAUGUAGAACCUUAAAAUUAAGUGACUGUGACAUGUAUGUGAAAUAUUGAGGGUAAGCAAGUCUGUGCGCAAAGCUACCAGAAGUGAUUAAUACAUUGAUGAUAAUCAAAAUGUUCAUAGUGACUGAUAUAAUUGACUACAGAUUCCUUUCUUGUUUGUGAAUGGAUGGUCUUCCAACAUAGAAUAGUAAUUAGAAGUCAUUUGGGGCUGGAUAUUUUGUAUUUUUUGUCAUAGAAGAAAUCUAUAAUAAAUUGCUUGUAUGGUGCGUUGCAAGGGAGCUAGCAAUUUCAUGUAUAUAAAUAAUGUAAAUAGACGUUUUAUUUCCAAAUGAUCUAAUGUACCAAAAUAUGAAUAAGAAAAUUAUUGGCAGUAUACUGCUAUUGAAGGCUUUUCCUAUAUCAGAAGGAGAUGAUGAUGGUUUUUCUGGAUUCAGUUAAUGAAAAGCUUAUUUUAAAAGCUGGUGUGGUAAUUUAUUGCGCUGUUAAAAUAUUUUAUUCCUUUUUUAUUCCAAAACAAUCUGUGAAAAAGUAUAUGACCCUAAAAGAUAUUUUGGUAAAAAUUAUGUACGUUAUAAAAAUUAUAGAUUUAUAAGAUAACCCAUGUGUUUUCAGCAUCAAGUCAACAUUUAUUAGUAAAGUUAAAUUUGUUGUUACAAAUUUUAUUCAUCCAUAACUACUGAUGUACAUUAGGUUGAAGUUAUGCUAAAAAUCAAACUUUGUCAGUAUCUAUGAAGUAUGUUUCAUUUUUGUAUGCUUUUAUUUUAAUUAUUAAAUGGCGUUUGCACUUUUUAAGCUAACAAAAUUAAAUCUCAAUAGAAAUUUUUCAUUUUAUUAAGCCUAUAUUAUAAGGUUCAAUCGUUAAUUACGAAGAAAUUAUGACUAUUAAAAUUAAAAGCAUGGACAGGCAGCUACAUGUUUCAAAGUGUUUUAUUUAUCCAGUAUCUCGGAUAUCACCUCUGUUCUUAUAUGGCUUCCAAAUGUAACAUUCCAAGACAUACAAUGGGAACAACAUGAAAAAAUGGGUUUUAAUGAAUAAAAUCUCCUGAUCAGCCUGCGUAUUGGCAUUCUGGUCCGUAGCUACCUUGUCUCCUAAUUAGACCAGGAUUCCUUACAUGGCCAUAGUGGACAGCAAAGCUCUUGCCUAGACUAUGAGAAAUUCACAGGCUGGUCUGGAGCUUUUCUUGCUGUAUAUGGGAUAAGACCCAUUUUUCCAUGACAUGGUUCAAAUGUGUUCUUGUUUAAAGGGUUAGGUCUGACAUUUUAACUAACAAAAGUUAGCCUGUAGAAUGUCUUUAGAUUAUUUAAAAUUAAGGUAAUAUGUUUUAAUUUGUUUGUUAAAAUGAUGUAGUGCAGCUAGUUUGUUCCGUAGAUGAGAAUAUUAAAUUUUUACGAUUCAGUUUUAUAAGAAAAAUAAACUAACACAUCAGAUUUUACUUUGGGACCAUUAAUGUAACGCUAAAGUGUAUAAAUGGCGGUAUCUUUCUAGAAAUUCAAAGCAGACAGAUAUUGCAGGCCAUACUGACUCCGAGUGAAUGUAUAAUGUAUAAAUUUAUUACAUUUUAUAUGUUCUUGAAUGUUGUUUAGGUUUUGUACAUACACAUGGUUACGCAUUAAUGCCACUUCAUUAACUUCAUAAAGCAUUUUAAUGGCUACUGCCAUGUUCUAUAUCUUGCAAUACUGUAUGUUAAGUGGAUUUUUGUUACAUUUGUAGGUCUCGUAUAAAUAUAUUUUUCAUGUGUUGGCAAAAAAGCCUUGUUAUUUUAGACUAGUACAUGUAGAUUUCUUUUUUACUAGUACAUGCAAGUACAUUGCACUUGUGGUGGUAGAGAUCAAAAUAGGUUCAACAUUUAAACAAAAUGCAAUCUGCUAAAUUACGCUGAACAUUUAAUGAGUUUACCAAAUAACUUGUAUGUGCCAGUAACCAAUUGUUCUAUAAUAUCUGUUGCAUAUGCAAAUGGUAGAAACGUUUUGAUGUACUUGAGUUUUUAUAUUACAAGUAUAAUAGUAUAACAUGCAGUAUAGGUUUCUGCCAAGGUCAUCUGAAACAAGGUAUCAUAAUUUAGUAUUGUGUUUCAUCAAAUGGGUUAUUUUGGUUUCAAUUAGCAGGUUAUCCAGGAUAUCCCAUUACAGGAUUGUGAGUGUUAAUUUAGCAAAGAAUUGUCAUUUAAAAAGUAUUUGUUAAAAGAAGAACACUAUCUGGGAUGUGUGGAUCAGGUCAUGUUUAUGUUGCAUUACGCUUUCUUUCUUUUUUGUUCUUGUUUUUUACUAUUAAAAACUGCAAUAUAUACAUAUGUGUGUUGAAUGUGUGGUCAUGUCGCAUUGUUGUCUUAAGAAAAGAUAUUAUUUUGUAAAGAAUAGUUUGAUGUCUUUUUUCAUAAAAAAUGUGCUUGUAUGUAAAUAACAUGCUGAUGCUUAGUCAUUGUAUAUAUAUAUCAUUCCGUAUACCGAUGCAAAAUUAUUAUUAAUAUAAUAAUAAAAUACUAUAAUUUUA